AUGGUGAACGAAAGAACAGGCAGCAUCUUGAAAUCCCUUGACGGUGCAAAGACUCAAUGGUACCACUUCACGACGAUUGUAAUCUCCGGUAUGGGUUUCUUCACAGACUCAUACGAUCUCUUCGUGAUAUCUCUCGUCACGAAGCUCCUUGGCCGGAUCUACUACCAGACACCUGGCUCCUCCUCUCCCGGAAGCCUUCCUGACGCCAUCACUUCCGCCGUGAGCGGCGUGGCCUUUGCCGGAACGUUUCUCGGACAGAUUUUCUUCGGGUGUCUCGGUGACAAGCUCGGCCGUAAGAGAGUCUACGGGUUGACCCUCGUCAUCAUGGUCUUAUGCUCUAUUUGCUCUGGUCUCUCCUUUGGAAAAGACCCUAAAACCGUCAUGAUAACUCUCUGCUUCUUCCGCUUCUGGCUCGGUUUUGGCAUCGGUGGUGACUAUCCUCUCUCGGCUACGAUCAUGUCCGAGUACGCCAACAAACGUACACGUGGCGCGUUCAUCGCAGCUGUCUUCGCCAUGCAAGGGUUUGGGAUCUUGGCCGCAUCAGGGGUUUCGAUAGGAGUCUCGGCUCUUUUCGAGCGUUAUUUUCCGUCUAAACCCUACAUGCUCGACCAGGCCCACUCCACCGUCCCUGAGGCAGAUUACGUGUGGAGGAUCAUCCUCAUUCUAGGCGCUGUGCCGGCUCUCUUGACCUACUACUGGCGUGUGAAGAUGCCUGAAACUGCUCGUUACACCGCUCUAAUCUCCAAGAACGCGGAGCAAGCGGCUUCUGACAUGUCUAAAGUCCUCCACGUAGACAUUGAAGCCUCCUCCGCAACCAAUGACAUAGCUAGUGUUUCUUCAGACGAGUUUGGCUUGUUCUCCAAGAAAUUCCUACAACGCCACGGGCUUCACUUGCUCGCCACGACAACCACAUGGUUCCUCCUCGACAUUGCUUUCUACAGCCAAAACCUCUUCCAGAAGGACAUCUUCACCACCAUCGGUUGGUUACCUCCGGCGAAAUCCAUGAACGCGAUCCAAGAACUCUUCAUCAUCGCUAGGGCACAAUUCUACAUCGCUCUUUGCGGCACCGUUCCUGGUUACUGGUUCACCGUAGGUCUCAUCGACAGGAUAGGACGGUUCAAGAUUCAGAUCAUGGGGUUCUUCUUCAUGACGGUUUGCUUGGUAGGUUUAGCCCUACCGUACCACCACUGGACCUUGCCGCAUAACCGAAUCGGUUUCGUUGUUCUCUACUCUCUCACUUUCUUCUUCUGCAAUUUCGGACCUAACGCAACUACUUUCAUUGUCCCGGCUGAGAUUUUCCCGGCGAGGCUUAGGGCGACUUGUCACGGUAUCUCGGCGGCUUCCGGUAAAGCCGGUGCGAUGGUUGGUUCUUUCGGUUUUGCUGCUUUGGUGAAGGCUGUGGGGAUAAGGAUUACGUUACUGAUCCUGGCAGCUAUCAGUUUUGUUGGCAUGUGUAUGUCGUUCCUUGUUCCGGAGCCUAAGGGAAGAUCGCUUGAGGAAAUGUCCGGCGAAUCUGCACCGGAGAAAAUCCAGGAGAAGAUUGUUGUUUAG
Microthlaspi erraticum is the source of this 1551-nucleotide messenger RNA. Lineage: Eukaryota; Viridiplantae; Streptophyta; Magnoliopsida; Brassicales; Brassicaceae. The record is from the annotation of a GenBank genome assembly.